Messenger RNA from Hipposideros armiger (great roundleaf bat), 4576 nucleotides. It is a transcript of the gene ANKRD24, whose product is annotated as ankyrin repeat domain 24. Lineage: Eukaryota; Metazoa; Chordata; Mammalia; Chiroptera; Hipposideridae. Bases 1261 to 4560 code for a protein of 1099 amino acids. Gene Ontology annotation, molecular function: actin binding. The record is from RefSeq and is a predicted model, not a curated record. The transcript has 22 exons.
GGUGGGUUGUUAGAGGACCAGAAAGCAGGCCGCUGCGGCAGGAUGGAUUGGACCAGGGUAAAUAAUGUAGAGAUGAGCUCAGUGAGUUGACUGGCAGACUGUUUAGAGAAGGAGUGGGCACGUUUUUCCUGUAAAGGGCCAGACAGUAAAUAUUUGUGGUUUCGUGGGCCCUCCGGCCUCAAUUUUGACCUUGCAGCUUGAGAGCAGCCAUAGGCUGUCUGUAAAUGGAUGAGUGUGGCUCUGUCCCACUCAAACUUUAUGUCUGGGCACCGAAAUGUGAAUUUCACAUGACUUUCAUGUGUCACGAAAUAGCAUUCUUUUUUUUAUUUUCUUACCUCCAACCACUUCUAAGUGUAAAAAGUCAUUCUGAGCUCUUGAGCCAGACAUAACCAGGCAGGGGUGGGAUUUGGCACGGGACCACAGUUUGCAGAUCCCUGGCCAUAGAACUUCCUGCGUUUUAUGCUGAGUGAGGUCGCUGGAGGCUUUUGAGCAGGAGAGAGAGAGGAUCUGAUGCAGGCUUUAGGAAGUUGGUGGCCAAGGGACAAAGAGGACGAGGACAGAAGCCAGGAGACCAGAGAAGGGGUGUCCCCCAGAUGGAGCCCUCAGUGAUGGGACUGGACCACGGUAGCUACUGUUUAUUAUGAAACCCAUUUCCUGGAUGAGGAAAGUGAAGUCCAGAACAGGUAAGUAUCUUGGCUGAGUCACAUAGGUGGUACAUGCAGGGGGUACAGAGGGCAGGUCCCUGGAUUCAAAUUCAGGUUUGUCAGACUGCAGAGCCCCACUGGCCCAUUGAGUGAAUGAAUGAAUGAAUGAAUGGAUGAAUGAGUGAAUGAUGGAUGAGUGAGUGCAUGAAUGAUGGAGCUUAUGAAUGAAUGGGUGAGUAAGUGGGAUGGCAGGGUGGCAGUGGGAGGCUUUGUCUGUCCACGGCUCAGGUCUGGAGUCACCUGUGACCCCUGGCCAGCUUGGCUGCUGGGAGGAGGUGGAGACCACGCAGGCAGGCGCAUCCAUAGCGCUCCCGUGGGCAGCCUGCGGGGGUGAGUGAGCCAGGUCCUCCUCAGAGCAGCCAGGGCGGUGCCCCUCCCCCAGAGCCCAGACCCCUCCCUGGCUCUCCCCUCAUGGUGGGGGAGGGGGCACGGGGAGGGGGGCACGUGGUGGAGGGGGCAGUGCUGGGUUUGGCACAUAGCGCCAGCCCCUCAGACCCUUCCCGCUCCUCCGGCCUGAUCGCCUCCCGGAGCCCGGCUACCCGGCGCUCUGGACGCCAUGAAGCAGCUGUGUCUGUGUGCUGCCACCUCCUUCACGUUGCGGCUCAGCCCCACUGACCUCGGCUCCUGCCCGCCCUGCGGCCCCUGCCCCAUCCCAAAGCCUGCAGCCAGAGGCAGGCGCCAGAGCCAGGACUGGGGCAAAAGUGACGAGCGGCUGCUGCAGGCUGUGGAGAACAAUGACGCCACACGGGUGGCGUCACUCAUCAUCCGCAAGGGGCUGGUGCCCACAAAGCUGGACUCCGAGGGCAAGUCCGCAUUCCACCUGGCGGCCAUGAGGGGUGCAGACAGCUGUCUGGAGGUGAUGCUGGCACAUGGCGCCAAUGUCAUGAGUACAGACGGGGCAGGUUACAGUGCCCUCCACCUGGCGGCCAAGUAUGGGCAACCACAGUGCUUAAAGCAACUGCUGCAGGCGUCCUGUGUGGUGGAUACUGUGGACAGCAGUGGGUGGACGGCCCUGCAUCACGCAGCGGCGGGUGGCUGCGUCUCCUGCUCAGAAAUGCUCUGCUCCUUCAAGGCACAUCUGAAUCCCCGAGAUCGGUUGGGUACAACACCCCUCCUCAUAGCAGCUCAGAUGUGUCACACAGAUCUGUGCCGCCUCCUCCUGCAGCAGGGGGCUGCCGUGAAUGACCAGGACCUGCAGGGCAGGACGGCCCUGAUGCUGGCCUGUGAGGGAGCCAGCCCCGAAACUGUGGAGGUGCUGCUGCAGGGCGGGGCCCAGACUGGCAUCACCGACGCGCUGGGCCAGGAUGCUUCUCACUACGGUGCCCUGGCAGGGGACAAACUCAUCCUGCAACUCCUGCAGGAAGCAGCUCAGCGCCCCUCACCACCCAGUGAGGAUGACUCAGGCGAGGCAUCAUCUCAGAACUCUGUGUCCAGCCAUGAAAAGCGAGGGGCCCCUAAGAAGCGGAAGGCACCUCAGCCCCCCGCCAGUGUCCCUGUGCCGGAUGAUCGUGAUGCCUAUGAGGAGAUUGUGCGGCUGCGACAGGAGAAGGGCCGACUGCUUCAGAAGAUCCGGGGCCUCGAGCAGCACCAGGAACGGAAAAAGCAGGAGCUACCAGAGGCAGAGGCCAGCUCCCUUCACAGCCUGGAGAGACAGGUGCAAGAGUUGCAGCAGCUGCUGGCGGAGAAGCAGGAGGAGAAGGAGAGUCUGGGACGGGAGGUGGAAAGUUUGCAGAGCCGACUGUCCCUGCUGGAGAACGAGCGGGAAAACACCAGCUAUGACGUGGCCACCUUGCAGGAUGAGGAGGGUGAGCUACCCGACUUUCCAGGGGCCGAGAUGCUGCUCUCCAAGCAGCUAAGCCCAUCAGUCCAGGAGCUCUUGACCUCGCUGCAGGAACAGGUGGCCGUCCUCACCAGACAGAACGAGGAGCUGAUAGAGAAGGUCCAGAUCCUAGAGUGCUUUGAGAAGGAUGAGAUGGAGGCGAAUGGUUCAGCUGAGGUCAUCCCUCUGGCCCUCUACAACUCUCUCCGGACUGAGUUUAACCAACUGCGCAGGCAGCAUGCUGAGGCCAUGCAGGCACUGGAACAGCAGGAGGUACAGGGGACCCCCAGAGAAGAGAAGGCAGCCGCUGGGGAGCACAAGGACACACGAGACAUGACCACCAGAAAUGGGCCAACAGAAAUGGAGCUUAAUGGCACUGUGGCUCCAGAAACCAAGGUUAAUGGAGUGGAGACCACAGAUGAUGAGACUGCAGGCGGUGAAACUGUAGAAGCCAGGACUUCGGAAGUAGCUUCCAUGGGGGCUGAGGCCACAGAAACAAAACCCAUGGACACCGAGGCCACAGAAACUGAGGGUGCAGGAGCUGGAGCCUUGGAAACACAGGCCACAGAGGCUGAGGCCACAGAAACAAAAGCUCCAAAAGAAGGAGGAAACCUGGAGACAGAGGACACGGGAGCAGAGGCCACAAAUAGGAAAGCAGAGGAACCAGACACGAAAGCCAAUGGAGUGGGAAUUGUGGAGGGAGAGCUCACAAGCACGGAGACCAUGAAGGUGGAGGCCACCUCCCCAAGUGUCCCCACUGACUCUGUCCUAUACUCUGGUGCUGCCGAGGCCUCGGAAAAGCUACAGACCGAGCUGGAGACCAGGAUUCGUGGCCUGGAGGAGGCGCUCCGACAGCGGGAGCAGGAAGCAGCCACAGAGCUGGAGGCAGCCCGUGGCAAGUUCGAGGCGGAGGGCAGCAGGGCUGGUGGGGGAGGCAGCGGUGAUACGGUCCAACUGCGGGCUGCGCUGGAGCAGGCGCGGGAGGACCUCCGAGACCGGGACUUUCGCCUCCGAGAGCUGGAGGGCACCUCCGCCUGGCUUGAUGAGGCCCGGGCCAGCCGGCUGCUGGCUGAGGAGGAGGCCCGGGGCCUACGGGCAGAGCUGGCUCGACGGGAAGAGGUGCGGUUGGAGCAGAUUCGGGAGCUGGAGGUGCUACGGAAGCAGCUGGCCACUGCCACGGCCACCGGUGAACAGCAGCGGGCAGCAGCUGCCGAGCUGGGCCAAGCACGGGACAAGGCUGAGGCCCGGGCCGCUGAGUUGGCCGCAGCCUGCGAGGAGGCUCGGCAGGGCCUGGCAGAGCUGCGCGAGGCCUCGGAGGUGCUCCGCCAUUCGGCAGUGCCGGCCUCUGAGCAUCACCGGCUGCAGGAGGAAGCCCUUGAGUUGCGGGGCCGGGCAGCCAGCCUAGAACAGGAGGUGGUGGCCAUAGGCAAGGAGAAUGCCCGGCUGCGGGCAGAGCUGGAGCGAGAGCGUGUGGGCAGCGUGGCCCGCAUGGAGCACGAGCGCAUAGUGGGUGCAUUGCAGGCUGAUGUGGCCCGGCUGGAGGGGCAGCUGGAGGAGCUAGGACGCCGCCAUGAGAAGACCAGCGCUGAGGUCUUCCAGGUGCAGCGGGAAGCGCUGUUCAUGAAGAGUGAACGACACGCAGCCGAGGCCCAGCUGGCCACGGCAGAGCAGCAGCUGCGGGGGCUACGUACUGAGGCAGAGCGGGCACGCCAGGCCCAGAGCCGUGCCCAGGAGGCCCUGGACAGGGCCAAGGAGAAGGACAAGAAGAUUACAGAGCUCUCCAAGGAGGUCUUCAGUCUUAAGGAAGCGCUGAAGGACCAGCCAGCAGCCCCAAGCAGCCCUGAGGUGGAGGCCCUCCGUGGCCAGGUGAAGGCUCUCCAGGGGCAGCUGGAGGAGGCUGCCAGGGACCACAGUGCAGUGGUGGCCUUGUACAGGAGCCACCUCCUAUAUGCCAUUCAGGGCCAGAUGGAUGAAGACGUGCAACGGAUUCUGAGCCAGAUCCUACAGAUGCAAAGGCUUCAGGUUCAGGGCCGCUGAGCCUCAGAACACUGAC